CCCUCUCCCUCCGCCGCCUCCCCCGCGCUGCCGCCGUGGAGUGAGGGCAGCGAGGGCCACGUCUACUUCAGCCGCAGCUGCGUGCAGGUGCGGGGCGGGCGGGGCGGGCUUCAAAAGUCCCCGAAGCGGAGGCUGCUGGAGAUCACAGAAGGGUCUGAGUUCCUCCGUCUGCAGGUGGAGGGAGGUGGCUGCUCUGGAUUCCAGUACAAGUUUUCCUUGGAUACUGUUAUCAAUCCUGAUGACAGAGUGUUUGAACAAGGUGGUGCCCGUGUGGUUGUGGAUGUGGACAGUCUGGCCUUCGUGAAAGGGUCCAUGGUAGACUUCAGUCAGGAGCUGAUUCGCAGCUCAUUCCAGGUGGUGAGCAACCCACAGGCUGAGAAGGGCUGCUCAUGUGGAACAUCCUUCUCUGUCAAACUCUAACUGGACUCUUCCCUGGGUGAUGCUUGGUGAACAUUGGGCCACAGAUCCAGCAAACUUGCUGCUUUCCCAUCUUCCCCCAUCCUCCUCAGUCCAUUACACAGUUGCUGCAAACAAUCCCAACUGUGUUUCAGUCUGAACAGAGCAUGCAGCCAGGCCCCACUGAACUCUCCCUUCAAGAAUGUGAAGUAGACUUCAGUACACACAAGAGAACAUUCUCUGUCCUCUACAAAGUCCUGUGGGCUGGCCAGUGUACCAAGUUGCUGUGGUGCCGAAUCUCCUUAACCUCCCCGGCCCACCUUCCCCAGUGUGUGGAACUGCUUGUUUUGCUGGAACUGCUUGUACAUAUAAAUAUUUGUUGAGAGG
This is a messenger RNA of Alligator sinensis (Chinese alligator), 783 nucleotides long. It is a transcript of the gene ISCA2, whose product is annotated as iron-sulfur cluster assembly 2. Gene Ontology annotation, molecular function: 2 iron, 2 sulfur cluster binding; iron ion binding; 4 iron, 4 sulfur cluster binding. Lineage: Eukaryota; Metazoa; Chordata; Crocodylia; Alligatoridae. The annotation marks the transcript as partial. The record is from RefSeq and is a predicted model, not a curated record. The transcript has 3 exons. Gene Ontology annotation, cellular component: mitochondrion. Gene Ontology annotation, biological process: iron-sulfur cluster assembly.